This is a messenger RNA of Penicillium coprophilum, 1359 nucleotides long. RefSeq names its product NEDD8-activating protein UBA3. Gene Ontology annotation, cellular component: cytoplasm; nucleus. Gene Ontology annotation, biological process: protein neddylation. The record is from RefSeq and is a predicted model, not a curated record. Bases 1 to 1359 code for a protein of 452 amino acids. The transcript has 5 exons. NCBI's taxonomy places the organism in Eukaryota, Fungi, Ascomycota, Eurotiomycetes, Eurotiales, Aspergillaceae. Gene Ontology annotation, molecular function: NEDD8 activating enzyme activity.
AUGGAUGUGGAUGUACAAACCCCAGAUGCCCCAGAACCUCCGAUUUACGUGGAUCAACAGGGACGAUGGAAGCACCUCUACAACGUCCUAAGUAAACGAGGUCCUUUCACAGACGAGGACUGGAACCCUGGCCCCGAGCCUAUCAGUGCGCUUGAAUCUGCCAAAAUUUUGGUGAUCGGAGCUGGUGGACUAGGAUGUGAGAUUUUAAAGAAUCUCGCGCUGUCAGGAUUCAAAGAUAUUCAUGUCAUUGACAUGGACACCAUUGAUAUAUCAAAUCUAAACCGGCAGUUUUUGUUCCGCCAGGCAGAUAUUGGAAAGCCCAAAGCUGAAGUCGCCGCCGCUUUUGUGCAAAAGCGAGUUAAGGGUGUGAAGAUCACACCCUACGUCGGCAAAAUCCAGGAUAAAGAUGAGGAUUAUUACAUGCAGUUUAAUAUUGUCAUUUGUGGCCUGGACAGCAUCGAAGCUCGACGCUGGAUCAAUUCCACGUUGAUCUCAAUGGUCGACGAAGACGAUCCUUCGAGCCUGAAGCCACUUGUUGAUGGUGGAACUGAAGGUACCUACCUGCACCGAAACUUGAUCGAGAAUGGGUUGCUGAUAUAUCGAACAGGUUUCAAGGGCCAAGCCCGUGUUAUUCUUCCAUCUAUCUCAUCCUGCAUUGAGUGCCAGCUGGACAUGCACGCACCUCGUCCAGCAGUCCCUCUCUGCACCAUUGCUACCAUCCCGCGCCAACCUCAGCACUGCAUUGAAUGGGCGCACCAGAUUGCAUGGCAAGAGAAGCGCAAAGAUGACACCUUUGACAGCGAUGACAUGGAACACAUAUCGUGGAUAUACAAUGCCGCUUACGAACGUGCCCAGCAUUUCCAUAUCCAUGGCGUGACCUUCCAGAUGACCCAGGGUGUGGUGAAAAAUAUCAUUCCGGCUAUCGCAUCAACGAACGCCGUCAUUGCGGCCUCCACAACUUCAGAAGUACUCAAGAUUGCCACUAGCUGCAAUCCAUUCCUAAGCAACUACAUGAUGUACGCUGGUGAGGAGGGAGUGUACACAUACACCUUUGAGGCGGAGAAGAAGCCCGACUGCCCCGUGUGCGGAGAACUUGCCCGGAAGCUGGAUGUGGAUCCCAAUAUGACACUGGGCGAGUUCAUCGAGAGCCUUGGAGAAAGGGCCGAGGCUCAAUUGAAGAAACCUAGCAUGCGGACCGAAGAGAAGACCCUCUACCAGCGUUUCCCGCCUCAGCUAGAGGAAAUGACUCGCCCCCACCUGGUGAAAAAGCUGGUAGAUUUGGUCGAGGACGGCGAGGAAGUUGCUGUCAGCGACCCAGCCUACACCACCACAUUCCGCUUCCGUCUUCACUUCAAAUAA